Sclerotinia sclerotiorum 1980 UF-70 is the source of this 1233-nucleotide messenger RNA. RefSeq lists its product as hypothetical. Gene Ontology annotation, biological process: maturation of SSU-rRNA. The transcript is spliced from 3 exons. The coding region runs from base 1 to 1233 and encodes 410 amino acids. NCBI's taxonomy places the organism in Eukaryota, Fungi, Ascomycota, Leotiomycetes, Helotiales, Sclerotiniaceae. Gene Ontology annotation, cellular component: cytoplasm. The record is from RefSeq and is a predicted model, not a curated record.
AUGGCUCCUUAUGAUAGUGAUUCAUCCGGAGGUGAAGAAGAAGAUUACACAGAAACAAAUGUUCUUCUUGGAUAUGCUGGAAAGGAACCUCAAGACGACACAAUCAGUUAUUUAGGAGGGGAGCCUACGUGGAUCGACCCUACCACUCCUCCAUCCGCAUCCCUCGCAAAAUGCAAAGUCUGCAAUGACCUCAUGGUCCUCAUCCUCCAACUCAAUGCCGAUUCCCCUUCUCACUUUCCAGACCAUGAACGUCGUCUUUAUAUUCUUACCUGUCGCCGCAAAACAUGUCGGAGGAAGGAAGGAAGUAUUCGCGUAUUGCGCGCAAAGCCAGAACCUACAAAACAAGCAGUUAAUCUAGGAGAGAGUCUAUUUGGGGCCAAACCAUCGACAUCGGGAAAUCCAUUUGCGACUGGCUCGAAUUCUUCCUCUACAGGAACGGGAGGAAAUACCUUCUCGAAUCCCUUUGCAGCAGCCGGUCUAUCGACUUCUGAACUCGCUGCCAAACCCCCUCAAGACCCCUCUUCAUCCCCCGAACCCACAUCCACAGAAACUCCGAAAGAUACCCUCCCAAAAACCUUCGCAUCGGCCCUCUCUCUCAACAACCCACAAUCCCCUGCAACUCCAACCACUCCACCCCACGAACCCUGGCCUACAAGCAAUCUCCCAUCCCCAUACCCUCUCUACUACCUCGUAGAUGCCGACUACGAAACCCUCGAUAAAGAACCCCUACCUCCACCCCCGCAAGCCACAAUAGUCGACGACACCCCAGACUCCUCAUCGGGCGGAAAAGAAGACAAAGAGGUCUUCGAAUCAACACACGAUACCACCUUCCAAAAAUUCGCCGAUCGUCUCUCCCAAAAUCCCGAACAAGUAAUCCGUUAUGAAUUACGCGGUUCUCCAUUACUCUACUCCAAAACCGAUUCUGUAGGAAAGAUCUUCGCAGAUGCUGCAAAGGGGAAUGAGAAGGUUAAAGUUAGUAGUGGAAGCGGGAGCGGGAAAAUCCCCCGUUGUGCGAAUUGUGGAGCGGGAAGAGUAUUCGAGGUACAAGUCACUCCGCAUGCGAUUAUGGAGUUGGAGAGGGAAGAAAAGGGUCUCGAUGGGAUGGAUUGGGGGACGGUGAUUGUGGGCGUCUGCGAGAGGGAUUGUGUGCCUACAUGGGUGGAAAGUGGGAAGACGGGGUAUGUGGAGGAAUGGGCGGGAGUGCAGUGGGAAGAGUUGGGCGGGAAGAAGUAA